AUGGGGACGCCGGGCCAUUCGUCCCGGGCCCUGCUGCUGCCCGCGGCGCCGGGGGUCCGGAGGAAGCGCGCCGCCAGGGAGGCCGGGGCGGCGGCGAGAAAGCAGCAGGUCCUGGAUGAGGACGAGUACAUCGAGGGCCUCCAGAUGGUCAUCCAGAGGGAUUUCUUCCCUGACGUGGAGAAGCUGCAGGCCCAGAAGGAGUACUUGGAGGCUGAGGAGAAUGGAGACUUGGAGCGGAUGCGCCAGAUUGCCAUCAAGUUUGGCUCAGCUCUGGGCAAGAUGUCCCGGGAGCCUCCACCACCCUAUGUGACUCCGGCCACUUUUGAAACUCCUGAGGUACACACAGGCUCUGGUGUCAUGGGCAACAAGCCCCGGGAGAGAGACGUGGAGGAUGCAGGAGAGGCUGGAGAAGAGGAGGAGAAGGCACCGCUGCCCAGCCUGGAUGUCUUCCUGAGGCACUACACCAGUGAGGACAAUGCCUCCUUCCAGGAGAUCAUGGAAGUGGCCGAGGAGAAGAGCCGUGCCCGCCAUGCCUGGCUCUACCAGGCUGAGGAAGAGUUUGAAAAGCGGCAGAAAGAUAAUCUUGAACUCCCAUCAGCAGAACACCAAGCCAUCAAGAGCAGCCAGGCUGGUGUGGAAACCUGGAAGUACAAGGCCAAGAACUCCCUCAUGUACUACCCUGAUGGUGUCCCCGAUGAAGAACAGCUGUUCAAGAAGCCUCGGCAGGUGAUGCAUAAGAACACACGCUUCCUCCGGGACCCCUUCAGCCAGGCCCUGAGCAGGUCCCAGCUCCAGCACGCAGCCGCCCUCAAUGCCCAGCACAAACAAGGCAAGGUCGGCCCUGACGGCAAGGAGCUCAUCCCGCAGGAGUCCCCCCGAGUGGGCAACUUCGGACUUGUUGCCACCCCUUCUCCUGCUCCUGGUGUGAAUGAGUCCCCACUGAUGACCUGGGGGGAAGUUGAGAACACACCCCUAAGAGUCGAAGGGUCAGACACCCCCUAUGUGGACAGGACACCAGGACCAGCUUUCAAGAUCCUGGAGCCAGGACGCAGGGAGCGGCUGGGCCUGAAGAUGGCCAAUGAGGCAGCUGCCAAGAACCGGGCCAAGAAGCAGGAAGCCUUGCGGAGAGUGACAGAGAACCUGGCCAGCCUCACUCCCAAAGGGCUGAGCCCAGCCAUGUCCCCAGCCCUGCAGCGCCUUGUGAGCAGGACAGCCAGCAAGUACACAGACCGUGCCCUGCGGGCCAGCUACACACCAUCCCCAGCACGUUCCAGCCACCUCAAGACUCCAGCUGGUGGGCCACAAACCCCCACGAGCACACCAGCCCCUGGCUCUGCCACACGUACGCCCCUCACACAAGACCCGGCCUCCAUCACAGACAACCUGCUGCAGCUGCCUGCCCGGCGAAAAGCUGCUGAUUUCUUUUAGAGCCAGGCCUGGGUAGAGCCUGUGGACAAUCUGUGGAACCAAAGGGCAACUGUCCACCCAGCAAAGGACUCCAUUUCCUGUGAGCCCAGGCCCAGGCCACACGUGGUUGAUUAUCUCAGGAACCACAGGUCAAAGAUGCCAUGCUGCAGCCAGACGGGCACAGGACAAGAGCCACUCCCUCAGGGGCAUAACAUCCACGCUGUCUCCUAGGGCCCUACGAAGUCUCUUUUCUAUUUGACCCCCACCUCCAUCAUCAUUAAAGAACACUUGGUACAGUCUG
This is a messenger RNA of Jaculus jaculus (lesser Egyptian jerboa), 1708 nucleotides long. It is a transcript of the gene Ess2, whose product is annotated as ess-2 splicing factor homolog. NCBI's taxonomy places the organism in Eukaryota, Metazoa, Chordata, Mammalia, Rodentia, Dipodidae. The transcript is spliced from 10 exons. The coding region runs from base 1 to 1428 and encodes 475 amino acids. The record is from RefSeq and is a predicted model, not a curated record. Gene Ontology annotation, cellular component: catalytic step 2 spliceosome.